GCUAACCCACCACUCCACCGAGUACCCACCACCACCACCGUCGCGAGCCGCACGUCAGAGGUCAGACAAUGGCCACCGCCACAGCCGCCGCGACUUCUUCCUUCCUCGGAACUCGCCUUCACGACGUGCACACGAACUCCGGCAAGUUCCAGGCCAGAUUCGGGUUGCCGUUCGGCACGAAGAAAUCUCCUCCGCCGAAGAAGACCGCGCCGUCGAAGCCGACUUCGGACCGACCGCUUUGGUUCCCCGGUGCGAAAGCCCCCGAGUGGCUCGAUGGAAGCAUGGUUGGUGACUUCGGAUUCGACCCUUUCGGACUGGGGAAACCCGUCGAGUACUUGCAGUUCGAUUUGGACUCGUUGGACCAGAACUUAGCGAAGAACCUGGCUGGUGAUAUAAUAGGAACUCGGACCGAGAGCUCAGAUGUGAAGUCGACUCCAUUCCAGCCCUACAGCGAGGUGUUUGGGUUGCAAAGAUUCCGCGAGUGUGAACUCAUUCAUGGCCGGUGGGCCAUGCUGGGCACACUCGGUGCCAUCGCCGUUGAAGCCCUCACCGGCGUUACCUGGCAAGAUGCCGGAAAGGUUGAGUUGGUGGAGGGAUCAUCCUACCUUGGCCUUCCUCUUCCAUUCUCACUAUCCACAUUGAUAUGGAUUGAAGUUCUACUGGUCGGAUACAUUGAGUUCCAGAGGAACGCAGAGCUCGACCCAGAAAAGAGGUUGUACCCAGGUGGGAAGUACUUCGACCCUCUCGGCUUGGCCGCCGACCCGGAGAAGAAAUCGAGGCUCCAGUUGGCGGAGAUCAAGCAUGCUCGUCUGGCCAUGGUUGCGUUCCUGGGCUUCGCCGUGCAAGCCGCAGUCACCGGUAAAGGUCCGGUCAACAACUGGGCUACGCACUUGAGCGACCCACUUCACACGACCAUCAUUGAUCGUUUCACUUCCACCUCUUGAAAAGCUCCUCUCUCUUUUUUGUACCGGCGCGGGGACUUUUUGCGCUAGCUUUUGCAUUGUUAUUUGUAUCUCCACCAUCAUCAUCUGUAAAAACUUUGACAGUAUUAUGUGAGAUGUUACUACAUAAUAACUGCAUAUAGUUUGUUUAUAUUAUAA
This is a messenger RNA of Nelumbo nucifera (sacred lotus), 1100 nucleotides long. RefSeq names its product chlorophyll a-b binding protein CP29.2, chloroplastic. NCBI's taxonomy places the organism in Eukaryota, Viridiplantae, Streptophyta, Magnoliopsida, Proteales, Nelumbonaceae. Gene Ontology annotation, cellular component: membrane. Gene Ontology annotation, biological process: photosynthesis, light harvesting. The record is from RefSeq and is a predicted model, not a curated record.